UCUGAAAAACGGGAAACUUAAAGCUGCUGCACAGUUAACUAAAGCUCCAAAGUGUGUAUUAUUUACUCUAUAUUACCUGCGGUGGAGGACAUGGCGCUGCUCGGUCCAGAAUCGUCCUGAAACACAAGAAGACAAAGUACUUCUGAAGUUGCUGGAUGAAGCGGCAGGAGGAAGCGGGAGAGCGCAGCGGGCUGUGUCUUACGUGCGCUGACAGCCAAUCACGUCGCUGGACUGAUUUUGGGAGCCAAUCGCAGUGCAUUGAUUGUCACGUGUGAGGAAGAGGCUCGUACAUCAAAUAUUAACGAGACGCAAAACUUUUCGGCGUUAAACAACUAAAGUGCCUCCAUUUUCUCUUUGACGUGAAGACUGAUUUAUCUAAAACUCAAUCACGAGCAAAGAAACUGUCUUUUUGACCCUAAUCGAUUUAAUUUAUUGUAAUUAGUCGCACAAAAAAACACCACGCACGUGUUCACUGGACGGGCACGCGCGCGCUUGUUUGCUCUCAGGCACCAGACCGUCCGGUAAGGGUUAACGGAAGACCGACCGGAGGAGAGAGAGGCGGCGGCGGCAUGGAGUUCGAGGAGUCCGGUAUCGGGGAGGAGUGCGGGGUUUUCGGGUGUGUCGCUGCCGGAGAGUGGCCCACGCAGCUGGAGGUGGCUCAGGUCUUAACCCUGGGGCUGGUGGCGUUACAGCACCGGGGUCAGGAAAGUGCUGGGAUUGUGACCAGUAAUGGAGCCAGUCCUCCCACAUACACAACACACAAGGGAAUGGGAUUAGUGAACACUGCAUUUUCACCCGAGGCUCUGCUGAAACUGCGCUAUGGUAACCUCGGCAUUUGUCACACACGCUAUUCAACCACUGGGAUCUCGGAGCUGCAGAACUGCCAACCCUUUGUGGUUGAUACGCUGCAUGGCAAGAUUGCCGUGGCACACAAUGGAGAGCUAGUUAAUGCGCAUGCCUUGAGGAAAAAGGUGAUGCGCCACGGUGUCGGCCUCUCCACCGGCUCAGACAGCGAGCUCAUCACCCAGCUGCUGGCAUUCACUCCACCUAUGGAGGAGCUGGACUCACCUGACUGGGUUGCCAGGAUAAAAAACCUCAUGACUGAAACCCCGACAUCAUACUCGCUGCUGGUGAUGUUCAAAGACGUUAUCUACGCGGUGCGUGAUCCGUAUGGAAACCGGCCCCUCUGCAUUGGACGGCUUGUUCCCAUCUCUAAACUACAUACUACAGGUGUUGGGGAGGAGGACACUGAGGGCUGGGUUGUGUCAUCAGAGUCCUGUAGCUUCCAGUCUAUCGGUGCCAAGUAUUACAGAGAGGUUCUACCUGGAGAGAUAGUUCAGAUAUCCAGACAUGGAGUCAAGACUCUGAGUGUGGUGCCUCGCCCCGAGGGAGACCUGCCUGCCUUCUGCAUUUUUGAAUAUGUUUACUUUGCCAGACCAGACUCUAUUUUUGAAGGACAGAUGGUCUAUACUGUGCGGCAGCGCUGUGGUCGGCAGUUAGCCAUCGAGGCUCCAACAGAUGUGGACGUGGUCAGCACUGUGCCAGAGUCUGCAACCCCAGCUGCCCUGGGCUACGCUCAACAGUCUGGUCUUCCAUACAUAGAAGUUCUGUGUAAGAACCGCUACGUUGGGAGAACAUUUAUUCAGCCAAAUACACGGUUGAGGCAGCUGGGAGUGGCCAAGAAGUUUGGGGCUCUGACAGACAACUUUGCUGGGAAACGAGUGGUGUUAAUUGAUGACUCCAUUGUCAGAGGCAACACCAUCUCUCCCAUUAUUAAACUACUGAAAGAAGCUGGUGCAACAGAGGUCCAUAUCAGGGUGGCAUCUCCACCGAUCAAGUUCCCCUGCUACAUGGGCAUCAAUAUUCCAACCAAGGAGGAGCUUAUUGCCAACAAGCCAGAGUUUCAGGACAUUGCUGGUUAUAUUGGUGCUGACAGUGUUAAGUAUCUGACUGUGGAGGGCCUCGUAUCAGCUGUUCAGGAGGGAAUCGCCUCCCUGCAGGAGAAGGACAACAUCAGCUCCUGUAACAAGUCCAGCAGGAAAGUGGGCCACUGCACCGCCUGCCUGACUGGGAAAUAUCCAGUAGAACUGGAGUGGUAGCUGCUGUACCAACUGUAUUUACAGCAGCAACUGCACCAUGUAUGUACUGAAACUUUCCACAACCGGAAAAGAUAUGACCUGGUGUGCGAUUACUCCUAUCUAAGACACUAAAAGAUAUUGCACAUGUCCAACACAUUCUACAGAGGCUCAUCAUCUUUCUCAGAACAUGAAACAGCAGUUGAAACAUGUUGCUUUUGCUGAACUCUUGUGCCUGAGCCUUAGCACUGUAUCCAGUAAUUUUUUUUUUGUUUUAGCACGUUUUUGUUACUUUUAUUUGGAUGGUUACAGUAAGAACUAUUUUCGGGAAAGUCUUAAAGUUAGUUUCAUAUGUUUUCACAUGCAUUCCAAGUUUUUACAAACAGUAGGAUUAGAUAAAAUUUUCUGUCAGAAGAGUGCACAAAACUAGUGACCAAAAAGUGAAAUGAUCUAUAUUUUCCUUGUUUUCUUUAUUAACCACUAUGCUGUAUUGUUUUGAUCCGUUUGAUAUUUUGUUGUCCUAUCUUUAGAACCUUUCGUGAAUAUAAAGAAGAAGUACAAUAAACAGAUUAACUGCAAUAAGAAAA
Messenger RNA from Amphiprion ocellaris (clown anemonefish), 2662 nucleotides. It is a transcript of the gene ppat, whose product is annotated as phosphoribosyl pyrophosphate amidotransferase. Lineage: Eukaryota; Metazoa; Chordata; Actinopteri; Pomacentridae. The record is from RefSeq and is a predicted model, not a curated record. The transcript has 12 exons. Bases 570 to 2099 code for a protein of 509 amino acids. Gene Ontology annotation, biological process: purine nucleotide biosynthetic process; purine nucleobase biosynthetic process. Gene Ontology annotation, molecular function: amidophosphoribosyltransferase activity.